AUGCAUUCCACCCUUUUUCUCACCUUCGCCGCAGCCCUAACUGGCCUCGUCUCAGCAGACGACAAAUCAACUACGGUCCCCUACUUCGGAGCAGUUAUCGGCCUCACACAACCAACCUAUUCUGGCACGGUCGGCAGCGUAGCAGGUAUCAACGCGAAAGCAACAACCUAUCACAUCAGCUGCGAGAAGGACGCGCCCAAGUCCCUCUGCCAAAUCGAUAAGCCCUGGACCAUGAUCCAGGGCGAGGAGACCUACAGUCUGACGGGUGUUUACACGGCCUGGAGCUCGAAGUCCAAUGCAGUCACUGCUACCCACAUGUCUGCAUGCUCAUUCAAGCAUUUCUCUGAGUCUGCCUCUUGUUCCAUGAGUGUCGGGGUGACGGGUACCCAGGGUGGUGGGAAAUGGUCGAGUUCUACGUCCACUAAGACAAGUAUUGCUAGUGAUAAGGUUACGCGUUAUGGAUUGAAGGUUACGGGAGGGUUGGAGUCGUUCACGAAGCCGCAGGCUACAGAAUCACCUGGUGCUGCUGCUGCUGUUGGACCUGUGAACGCUAAGGCCGUUGUUACGGGUAUGCCGUUGGCUGGGGCGGCCGCUGUUGCUGUUGCUGCUAUGUUUUAA
Molecule: messenger RNA, 618 nt
Organism: Aspergillus tanneri
Lineage: Eukaryota; Fungi; Ascomycota; Eurotiomycetes; Eurotiales; Aspergillaceae
Exons: 1
Coding region: 1-618 (205 amino acids)
Source: RefSeq, a predicted model, not a curated record